Messenger RNA from Funneliformis mosseae, 315 nucleotides. The record is from the annotation of a GenBank genome assembly. Lineage: Eukaryota; Fungi; Glomeromycota; Glomeromycetes; Glomerales; Glomeraceae.
AUGGUUAAACGACGUCCUAGUAAAAGAAUCAUAAAAGAACACAGUGAAGAAAACGAAGAAAAAGAACAAUCAAUAUUCGAUCUGGCGUAUAGUUGCCUGGCAAAACUCAUUUUAACAAAUGGCAAAAGUCGAAACCCUAUAUUUCGACGGAUUUGCAACUAUAAUUUGGCGGAAAGUACUUUACAACUUACAAAUGAUUUAAGUGAUUUUAAAGAAAUAAAAAAACGGUUGGAAGGUAGCGCAGCGAGUUUGGAAGAAAUGGAGUAUCAAUCGGAACAAAAGUAUUUGGAGGAUUUGGAAAAAAAUCCUAGAUGA